AACAGGCGGAUGGAGUUUGUCUUAGAGAUCAAUGAACAAAGUACAUCGUUAGAUUCAACAACAGCCGCCAUUUCCGUUGAACGAUGUAAAUUCACCGUAGAAAAUACUUAGCAAUUGAACAUCACAUGGAUCACUGUCUACACGUGGUGUAAGCGGAUUAUGUACCUAUGUGUGCAAUGAUGUUGGAUUACAUACACAUGAAUGAGAGAAGCUGACUGGUGUAUCUUCAACAGAACCUGGGAACUUUCUAGUGAAGAAACGUGUUCAGGGGGAGUAAAGCGGAGGCACUACAGCCGGUCUGGGAAAGAUCAGAUGGAUGUCCUCGGUGAAAAUGAGGCCCUGCAGCAAUUUUUUUAUGGGCAGGAUGUCAGUGGUGUAUUGGACAGCGCAGCGGUCGAUACCAGCAUUCUAGAGCAAUAUCUCAGCAAUGAUAUCGACCCCACUUUUAUGUUACCCGAAUCACCUCCAGAUUCGGCUUCAGAGCCGUGUUCACCUCCACAAAUUCCAGAUGUCCACUUUGCAUCAGAUUUAUCCUCUGAGCAGCUGGCUCCUGGCCUGCGCACCACAGCCGGACAGAUUCCUGCUCCUUUCUGUCAUCUUAAGGCUCCACCAUCCUCUGAGUAUGAUAUGGUGAACUCCAUGAAGCAUAUAAAGAGCAAAUCACCUGCUACAGCUCUGAACGUGUGUGAUUCAUCCAUACACUGUUCGUACAGCAGUCCUAAUGAGAGCUGCAUACAGAGCGCCGGGCCACCGGUACAGCAUGACCCAAUAGAUGCAGUCAGAGGCUACACAGAAGCUGCCACUUCCAGCACGUCUCCAUGCCUUUUACCUCAUGUAUGUGUGGAUCCAUACAUGGCCUCCAAAGCUGGUCUGAGCACAGGGGAAACGUUAGCUGAAAAGAAUAAGAGAAAGCGUUCAAACUCCUUCGAUGUAAACACACCUGACAGCCAGUGGAGAGACCAAGCCAGCGUUUGGACCAAGCCUUCAUUUUGUCCUGAGAGGGCUGUGUGUAACAUGCCAGGCUAUGAGGGUGAUGUCCAAGCAGCAGGUUCAGCAAUGACAUACCAGCUUCUGAAAUGGGACCGCUAUCAACCGAGCCAGUGGAGCAGCCUCUACAACAGCAGUCACCAAAUUCUCCCGUCACCAGGUUACCACGUGGACACAGAUAAAGGGUUUAGCUACUCAGCAGCUGAUGAAGCAUUCGUGUGCCAGAAGAAAAACCACUUCCAAGUCACAGUACACAUCGGCAUGGCCGGAGACCCCGUAUAUGUGAACACACCAGCAGGUCCUAUGCCUGUAGACAGCUUCCAAGUGAAAGUCUUCGGAAUUAAGCUUGAGGCUCAGAACCAUCACAUCACCAUCGAGCAGUCACAAUCAGACCGCAGCAAAAAACCUUUCCUUCCAAUCCAAGUAAACUUGCCUGGAAAUAAAAUCACCAAGAUUACGCUUGGAAGGUUACACUUUAGUGAGACGACCGCUAAUAAUAUGAGGAAGAAGGGCAAACCCAAUCCUGACCAGAGGUACUUCCUAAUGGUUGUGGGACUUUAUGCUACAGUCAAAGAGAAGAGUUACGUACUGGUUGCAAACGUAUCUGAGAGAAUCAUCGUCAGGGCAUCAAACCCCGGGCAGUUUGAGAAUGACAGCGAGGUGCUCUGGGUAAAAGGGCAGACCCCAGACUCGGUGGUGUGCCAGGGACUUGUGGGGAUCAACACCGAUACCCCAGAUGAGGCCUUGGUGGUUUGUGGAAACGCCAAGAUAAUGGGCACGGUCAUGCACCCCUCAGACAGCAGAGCGAAGGAGAAUGUCAAAGAGGUGGAUUCAACAGAACAGCUGAAACGAAUAGCUCAGAUGAGGAUUGUUGAAUAUGACUACAAACCAGAGUUUGCAUCAAAAAUGGGCAUCGAUCAGGUGCAUGAAACAGGCAUUAUAGCGCAGGAGGUAAAAGAGCUGCUUCCCACAGCGGUGAGAGAAGUAGGAGAUGUCACAUGUUCAGAUGGACAGAAAAUACACAGCUUCCUGAUGGUGGACAAAGAACAGAUUUUUAUGGAGAACGUAGGAGCUGUAAAAGAGCUCUGCAAGCUUACCGAUAACCUGGAGACACGUAUUGAGGAGCUGGAGGUGUGGAACGCUCGCCUGGCCAAGCUAAAGAACCUGGGGAGCAUGCGCUCCAAAAGCACCGCUGCAAGCAAACGAGGAGUCACUAAAAGCAACAGAAUCCAAACACCAGCUCCUCCCCAAAAGCCCUCACCAUUAAAAACUAGUAAAGAGUAUGUGCGUGAGAAAUACCAGCACUGCCUCCAGCACCGAUUAUUCCAAACCACAAUCAUUCUGCUUGUGGUAACUAUGGCUUUUUGUGCCAUCUGUAUCACGUCACUGUACAUGCUCACAUUAAAAGAAGACAUAGACUUUGAGUCCAGUAACAGCAGUAUGCAUCCGAGCUCGAUCCCUACGACUACAGAAACGGUGAUUACAGACUCCACAGUCUCACCUACUACAUCAUCUCCUGGCACUUGGCCACCAGAGAUCGAUUUUUCCGGCGUGUUUUACUCGGAUGAAGUUUAUUGCUGUCUACAUACGUCAUCCGGCAGCCGUGUGUCUGUCACACCGAGCUCAGGUGUUCCUGCAGGCUUUCAUAAAACACCUCCUCAUAUUGAAAAUAGUCAGACAGCUAAUAUUCCAUGGGAAUGGUUACAUUUCUUCAGCGACUUUAGAAACACAACCAUUAGUUCUAUCCUUAUCACCCAGAACCAGCAGGUUAUAGACCACCAAUAUAUAGACCAGCAGGACUCUCGGAAAGGGAACUACAGCUAUCGGAUCCCCAUUAGCAAACACAUUCCCAUCAACAUGCCAGUCACCCUGCAGAUGAACACUACUGAGCUGUUAGUGGCUCACUUGUGUGCGUAUGAGCUGAGAGAGGAGUGCACUGCUGUGAUGGACAAUAAUGACUCUGAAUUCUACAGAGUUCUCAACACACAGGGGUACGUACACGAGUGGCCCCUGUCAGUCGCCCGACAUUUCCGUUCAUCUUAUCACUUCCGUCUCUCGGUAGCGGGCCAUGCUCACUGUUCUACAGACCCCAACUAUGUGGGAAUUCUGUUUACUGACUACCAUUUCCAUUUCUACCGCCACUGCCAGUGAUCCUGGAUUGAUCCUAAUCACCCAUAAUAAUCACAGAUCCUCCUAAUGCUUUGACAAGAUUUAAAGCAGGAAGAAGUGAUACUGACUACCAAGGCUUGGCUUGCGUAUAUAACUGUGUGUGUGUGUGUGUGUGUGUGUGUGUGUGUGUGUGUGUGUGUGUGUGUGUGUGUGUGUGUGUGUGUGUGUGUGUUGAUUUUAUGUAGCAUAUAUACAGUAAUCUGUCAAUAGUAGAAAUAUGGGUUAGGAUAAUACACUGUCAAAUAAGUGUUUAAAGGGUUAAUAAGGGCUAAAAUGGAAAGAAUAAAAAAAAAAAUAUCCAGUACAACAAUGAAAAAUGAUUCACAAUUCAGUCCUUCAGGCUAAAGCUGCACUAUGUGUAGGAAGUUCCCUUGGUUUCUAUCCAGGGGUUUGAUGAUGUUGGUUCCCUGACCAAUCAGGGUCAACGGCCUUAUAAAAAAUUUAUUGGAACUAACAUCGUUAUCGCUGAGAGCCUGGGAAUGCUGGUACAUGACAUACCUGUCUGCUCCGGUCUCUCAGGCCAUUCAAUCAUUAACGGACAGUAUACGGUGGACUUCAGCUAUUAACGAUCCCGUACGCUCUGUAAAUGCAUGAUAGGUUUAACUUCUGUGUCACAACUUCUUAUCUCAUAUUAAUAUAUGUAUUUGUGGAAAAAAAAGUGUUCAGCUUAUCGUCAGAAGAUCAUGAGCUUGAAUCCUGACAGUUCUACAGCCAUCCGUGAACAAGAGCAAAGCUGUGCUCUAUCUAUCACCGGUGACACUGGCAAGUCUCAGACAUCACCUAUAUGGAAGAGGGUGGAUUUGUCUCUGAGUGCGUCACAAUGAACUAUAAUGUACGCUGCAUGAGCAGGAGUUUGGUGGCUUCAUGUGUUACUGUAGGUAUGAUAAUGGUGAGCUGGUGGGUGGGAAUUGGCAAGAGACCAAAUUGGGGAGAAACCCGGCACAUAAAUCUUUGAAUUGCGAGAAUCAUUUUUAAAAUAAAAACACAAUAUCUAUGGCCUGAACAGAAUAUUAGAACCCAGUCAUCGUGUGUGUGUGUGUGUGUGUGUGUGUGUGUGUGUGUGUGUGUGUGUGUGUGUGUGUGUGUGUGUGUGUGUGUGUGUGUGUGUGCAAGUUACACUAGCUCACUGCACAAGACUUACUGCUAAAAUUUCACUACAACAAUCCCUAAAUGAACAGGCUUCUAUAUAAUGUAUUUCUUUAUUAUUAUUAUUAUUAUUAUUAUUAUUAUUAUUAUUAUUAUUAUUAUUAUUAUUAUUAUCCAUAUUUGAUAUGGUUACUUUUGUUUGCACUGCUCAAUGUGUUCACGGAUUUUUGUAUCAAACAAACUACGAUUGGAGACGAAGAAGAAAAUCAGCCAUAAUAAUAAUAAUAUUCACCACACAAUUUUGUAUUUAAACAAAAACAAUAACACUAAUUUGAAUCAGAAUGUUUGCAAUGUUGUUCAAUUAUUGUGUCAGUAGAAGCAGACUGUAAAGAGACAAACUUCUA
Messenger RNA from Tachysurus fulvidraco (yellow catfish), 4646 nucleotides. Its product is annotated as myelin regulatory factor-like protein. The coding region runs from base 202 to 3138 and encodes 978 amino acids. Gene Ontology annotation, cellular component: endoplasmic reticulum membrane; nucleus. Gene Ontology annotation, molecular function: sequence-specific DNA binding; DNA-binding transcription factor activity. The record is from RefSeq and is a predicted model, not a curated record. Lineage: Eukaryota; Metazoa; Chordata; Actinopteri; Siluriformes; Bagridae. The transcript is spliced from 26 exons. Gene Ontology annotation, biological process: protein autoprocessing; positive regulation of DNA-templated transcription.